Messenger RNA from Filobasidium floriforme, 3131 nucleotides. RefSeq lists its product as uncharacterized. Gene Ontology annotation, molecular function: metal ion binding; ubiquitin protein ligase activity. Lineage: Eukaryota; Fungi; Basidiomycota; Tremellomycetes; Filobasidiales; Filobasidiaceae. Bases 302 to 2971 code for a protein of 889 amino acids. The transcript is spliced from 12 exons. The record is from RefSeq and is a predicted model, not a curated record. Gene Ontology annotation, cellular component: nucleus; HULC complex.
ACCUCGUCGAUAUGGUCACAAAGUCGCAAGAAGACCUCCGGUGAGAGGGGGCUUAUGCAUCUGAUGAUCUGAUGAAGUGCACACCAACGGACAAACGAGCAGCCUCUCAAAUCUCUUAUUCCCUCGUGGAAUUGCAUGCCGCCCGUUGCCGCGUCCGAGCGUCUCCUCGCGCUCUCUCUGGAUCUCUAGAUGUGAAUGCUCAACACAACAACUACACAUCAUCAUUUACACCCACGCCCACCUCAUCUCUUCUCACCUCCCUAUCCUGCGUAUUAUCGCUAGGUAAAGCGAAAUCAUCCACAUGAGCCACGGCUCAUCACCCCUUGGUCCGAGCUCGACCUCAGCUUCUUCCUCCUUCGCGCAACAUAUCACUACAAACGCUUCAGCCUCGUCUUCCUCCUCGCCUUACCACCUCGCACCCGGUGGACCCUCUUCAAGACCGGCUAAACGGGUCAAGGUCGAGCAUACGAAUUCUCAGGAUGGCCGGAUAGGUGCCAGCUCGGUAUCCGGCUCUGGAUCGGGGUCGAUGGGGAGAAUGGGGGAACGGGCGAGGAGUUAUAGUAUGCGGGAGGAAGAAGAGGAGGAACGAGAGCCGGAAUAUGUAGGAGAUCCUGCCAACCUCGAGCAAUACCGCAAAGAAGCCAUCUAUCUCUCCCUCCUCUCCUCGAAGCGCCAUACUUUCCGAACACAAAAACGGGUCAAGGAACUGGAGAACCAAUUGAAAGGCCUACAGAGCGGGGUGAUCGUCGUCGAGAAAGUAUGGGGAGAUGUGAUGAGGCUUUUGGAGGGUGCUGCGGCAGGAAGCAGUAGGGCUGAUGAAGGGAGGGAGGUCGAAUUGCCAUCUAUAAUAGAAUCCCUGAAAGACCCAACGCUUCAAGCUCAACUAGAAUCCCGUCUCCCUUCUUUACAAAACCUUCUAUCUCGCCUCUUUCCUACAUCCACCUCGACACCCACCUUGACGAAUUUCUCCCUGAGCGCAACCCUGGAAUCUGCUCUAGAAUCGCUCCGUAUAGAACGGGACGAGCUGGUUCAGAAGUACGAAUCCGUCGUGCUAGAGCUGGAUGGGGUGAAACACAAGUGUGAUCGGUGGAAGCUCGAAUAUGAACGGGUGCAAAGGGGCGAGGAGACAGCGGGGGAGCAGGGUCGUGGCACGCGGUUAGGAGAGGUUAAGGAGGAGGAUAUUGCAAAGAAGGGAGAGGGUGCGACAGGGGAGAGCUCGGGUGAAGGGCAGAGAUUAUUGAAGGAGGAAGGCGACAAGGCUGCUAUGGAAGAUCGGAUAGCAGGGACUAACGGGAAUCAUCACGCCGAGACGAACGGUCAGAUCCUGACAGCCGCGAAUGACCACGAGAAUCUCUUGACCCGCCUGAAAUCCAAAGAUCUCGAGAUCGAUCGUCUGAGCGAAGAAAAGACCCGAUUACAGUCGGAGAUGGAUUUCCUCAAAGAGGUCGCUUGGAAUCCGACCGAAGACGCUGUGACUGCCAGUGCCAUGUUCAAGGCCUUGAAAGCGGAGUUCGAGGAACAGAGGACGGAUGCGGAUGAGGCCAAGAGGUUGGGAGAGGUUGCGGAGAAGAGGGCGGACGAGUUGGUCGGAAAUCAAGAGGGGUUCAAGGCGGCCAUGGAGUACUCAUACAACCAAAAGUUUGAGUCUCUCGACCGACUGAUCCGAGCGAAGGAUGCGGAUAUCGCCAGAUUGAGAGGUCAACGAGAUGCAAUUCGAGAAGAAAACGACAUGUUGAAGGGAGAGAAACAAGUCGUCUUCAAUAGCAUCAAGGAGACGGAUGAGAUGGUAGCCUCUGCCGAGGAACGACUCAAGGCCGUGCAGUCCGAGUUGAAGCGGCUUCGAAGUAGAAGCGCGGCUGAGGCUGGGGAGCAGAGUUAUCUCGGAUUCUUGCUGGAAAAAAGCGGACAAGAGCUGGAUUACGUCCGGUCGCUGGAGAACAAGAUCACCGAGGCUGGCGAUCGUGAACGCGCUCUGCAGGAGCAGAUCAAGAGUUAUAUGCGAGAUCGAGAUACGCCUAAUAUAACCGGCCUGAUGCGGGCUGAGGGCAGGGCAAGGGAAGAGGCGGAAAAGUACAAGCGGAUGUACCAGGAACGGGAGGCGGCCGCUAAGAAUGGACCCAACUCGACACUGCUCGAACAGGUGGCAGAGAAGAGUAAAGAGAUUGAUAGGCUUGCCGGGAUGCUGGAGGAGCGGGAGGCGGCGACCAUGACGCUGUACAGUGAGGUGGAGAAUCUCUCGAAAGCUUACGAGCAGAUGGAGCGGACAGCGACGAAAAAGGUGUACGACCUCAAGUCACUGGAAAAUCAAGCCUUGGAAGCCAUGACUGUAAAAGCCAAAGCGGAACACAAGUACUUUGCCGAAUGUCGAAAAUCCGCUGCUUUGUUAGACCAGCAGCAAGCCAUCACGAAGACCCUGGAAGCGCAGAGAGUCGCGCUAGAUAAAUCUCGCAAGGUCGAGGAUGAUCUGCGCUCACAGCUGGCUGGCCAAGAAAAAGAGAUCAUUGCCCUCAAGAACAAACAUCUCCUCGCUUCGAAGCAGGUGCAGCGGCUGGAGACUGACGUUGUACGAUACAAGUCUGAGGCAGAGGAAUCGUCACAUCGCGCCGAGGGACGAGAGAAGAUCAACAGCGAUCGAUUAGAAGAGCUCAAGCAAGCACAAGCAGAGAACCGCUCACUGAAGACCGAGAUCGAGGAGACCAAGCACAAGCUCAAGCAGAGUCAGUCGAUGCUAAAGAGCACGCAGGGCAAGGGCGUUUCGGUUGGCGAGGUCGCCUUGCAAAAGGAGAGGGACAUGUUGUUUGGCAUCUUGCGAUGCACAGCGUGUCAUCUACGCUUCAAGACCAAAAUUCUGGCCCCAUGCCUACAUACCUUCUGUGACGAGUGUAUUACCGCUCGACUAACAAACAGGAACCGAAAAUGCAUCACUUGCAUGAAACCGUUCGCUGAGAGCGACGUCAAAAAUCUGUUCUGAGGAACAAUCACCUAUAGUUGUAUAUACGCAUGCAUCCUGGAAGGGCGGGGAUCGAAGUCGAGUUGUGUAACUAUCAAAGCAUCUCUUCCCCGAUCCUGAGAGCAUAUAAACCACUUUAGCCCGGAUCCAGCCUUCCCGUUGCAACAGGGUGAUACAUUUC